Xiphophorus couchianus (Monterrey platyfish) is the source of this 7721-nucleotide messenger RNA. It is a transcript of the gene agap3, whose product is annotated as ArfGAP with GTPase domain, ankyrin repeat and PH domain 3. Bases 473 to 4447 code for a protein of 1324 amino acids. Gene Ontology annotation, cellular component: nucleus. NCBI's taxonomy places the organism in Eukaryota, Metazoa, Chordata, Actinopteri, Cyprinodontiformes, Poeciliidae. Gene Ontology annotation, biological process: activation of GTPase activity. The record is from RefSeq and is a predicted model, not a curated record. Gene Ontology annotation, molecular function: GTPase activity; GTP binding; protein binding. The transcript has 18 exons.
CUCCCUCAUGCUCUACAUGGCAAGAACUCAGAGAUUAAGGGGUUUGUCUGCACCAACUGCAAGCAGUGCUCGCGGUUCGUAAACUUGCCAAACAAAGACGGAUGAAGAACACAGGGGGAUGAUUCAAGUUUCUUUUUUAUCUGCUCCAAAUAUGUCUUGCUUAAAGAACUUAUUUUUCUUUUGGGCAAUCCUUUACGCUGGACAGGUAUCGGCGCUGGAGAGUGAAAAAUCCUUUGGGAGUCUGCUUAGUAAAGGAGCCAGAGGAUGCAGGUGGCAGUGAGGCAUUGCACUUACUUGUUUGAAGUUUUUUUUUUCCACGUCAGAGAUGAAGGAUUAUGCCUGGCAUAGGAAUUUAGGUUUCAAUGAAAGACUUUAUGAACCGACUUUCAGCUCCCAGGCAGUGGCCAGUCUUUCAUGCUUGUUUUAGUGUGUGAAUGAAGAAAUAUGGCUGGAUCUGUUUGAUUCAAGGGUGAUGCUACUCCUUAGUAGUGGAACCGUGGAUGUGACCCCAAGGAGUGCCACUGAGAGUCAACAGCAGGAAGGGAUAGCUUUUUACCAUCUCUCAAUUACCCUGAAAAAACCACAGAGAGAUGCAGUAUUGUCUGAGCCCAACAUGGGGUGGGUCACUAACAACUUGGUGGAGGAUACCCACCUAAAGGGAGAGCUAAUGAAUCUUGUGCCAAUGGAGAACAGCCCGAGACCGGGCAGAGCACGACAGAAACUCAGCACCUGGCCCUCCCUGAGUGGCACGAGCAGACAUGGAAGUUCCAAAGAGGAGGUAAUUGUGGAGGAGGAGUUGGAGAGAAAAAUGAAGACAGACAAGUUUUUGAAACAACCCUCCAAGAAGUCAAAAUGCAAUAGAGACAUGGUAGAGUUAACAGCUCAGGCGGAUACCCAGAAGCAACAUAUUCAGAGUUCACCGUCAUGCUCUGUCACCGUACGUGUUGAAAGGCUGGUCCACGGGGGUCAUGCCACCAUUGAAGAGCACAGAUCUUUACCACGGGCCGUGUUACGGAGGCCAAAACAGAAUGAAGCCUUGCUCAGCAGGAGAACGAUGAGUAUGUAUGGCAACCCAGUUGACCAGCAAAGAGAUUCUCACCUGGAUCAAGGAAAGCUGCUUGGGAGGCCAAGUAGUGUUUGCAUUUUGGCAGGCCAGGGCCCAGUUCUGUCAGAACAACAGGCCCAUGACCUCUGCAAAGGGGAAGGAGUUUUGCAAAAUAACGAGCAGCACAGGAGCAGGAAGUCUGAACUGUGGGUAGUAGAUGGCCUCAACUCUGUGUUGGCUCAAAGGUCAUCAGGAUCUGCAGAUGCACCUCUCCGGUCCCGACAAAGGACCUGGAAACCCAGGCCUGUUAGCAUGACGGUAUUGGAACUACGAAAGAAAGGGUCUGAUGAUUAUAUUGACAGCCAAAUGAACUGUAACCGCACAGGCAAUGAUGGAGGAGGAUUUUUUAAAGGUGGCUUUCGUUGGAAACUGUUUGGGAAAACAUCUCAAGAUAGGAAUAAAGACACGGACAAGGAUACGGCAUCUUUCAUAAAAUCCAACAAAUCUGAUGCUUCCAAAACUACACUGACCUCUCUAAAACGGAGCUUCAGUUUGCGAAUCAGGAGGAAUCGGCCACGUGAGAAAGUCAAUCUGGGAUUUGAGGGGGAGUCAAGGGAGUACUCUCAAAUUAAUAGUUCUGGAGAGGAGACAACAACGCAUCCACGGCCAUUCUCGUAUCUCACAGGAAAAACGCUCCCAGCUUCAUGUGAACCCACAGACGAUGGGGGCAUGCAGUACAUUCAGUAUCACAGCAGGGGGAAAACCAAGGUAAUGGAGGUACCCCUGUGUCCUACAAAAUUAUCUUCCAAACCAGUGCAGGAAGAACAAAGCUUAUGGCAGCUCAUAGCCAGACAUUUCAGGAGGAAAGAGCAGCCGAAAUGUGAAUCCCAGCAGCCCCAUAACAAAGACAAUGGCCAGUAUACCCACCCUGGGAAUAAUAAGGCACAGCCAAUCACCAUAGAGACUCUGGCAGACACAGACUACCACAAAGGUCAAGACUCAUUCGUCAAUAGUCAGGAAUGGACAUUGAGUCGAUCAGUUCCAGAGCUGAAAGUGGGUAUUGUUGGGAAUCUGUCCAGUGGGAAGUCUGCCCUGGUGCACCGAUACUUGACAGGCACAUAUGUGCAGGAAGAGUCUCCUGAAGGUGGACGCUUCAAGAAAGAAAUUGUGGUGGACGGACAGAGCUACCUGCUUCUCAUCAGAGAUGAAGGAGGGCCUCCGGAACUGCAGUUUGCUGCCUGGGUGGAUGCAGUGGUUUUCGUCUUUAGCCUGGAGGAUGAGAUCAGCUUUCAGACAGUCUACAAUUACUUCUUGCGCCUAUCCAGCUACAGAAACACAGCUGAGGUGCCAAUGGUCCUCGUUGGAACACAAGAUGCAAUCAGUGCAGCCAAUCCCAGAGUGAUUGAUGACUCUCGGGCCAGAAAGCUGUCUAACGAUCUGAAACGCUGCACAUACUACGAGACUUGCUCCACCUAUGGUCUGAAUGUGGAGAGAGUCUUCCAAGAUGUUGCCCAGAAGGUUGUGGCCAUGAGGAAAAAGCAGCAGCUGUCUAUUGGUCCAUGCAAAUCUCUCCCUAACUCUCCGAGUCACUCUUCAGUGCCAGCUGCAUCCAUCCCCUCUGUUCACCUUAACCAGGCAGCCAAUGGUGGGGGUGCGUUCAGCGACUACUCCUCCUCUGUUCCCUCCACCCCCAGCAUAAGUCAGCGGGAGAUGCGCAUUGAGACCAUUGCUGCCUCCAACACGCCCACGCCCAUCCGCAAGCAGUCGAAGCGGCGCUCCAAUAUUUUCACAUCACGGAAAGGCAGUGAGCAAGCAAAGAACAUUGACAGUAAAACAGACAGCAUAGGCAGUGGAAGGGCCAUACCUAUCAAACAGGGAAUCCUUCUGAAGCGAAGUGGCAAAUCCCUCAACAAGGAGUGGAAAAAGAAAUAUGUCACACUGUGCGAUAAUGGCGUCCUCACUUACCACCCCAGUUUACAUGACUACAUGCAGAAUGUGCAUGGAAAGGAGAUUGAUUUGCUGAGGACAACAGUGAAGGUACCAGGGAAGCGACCGCCCAGAGCAGUGGCCACUGUGGCACCAAGCGCGAGUCCUAAAACCAACGGACUAACGAAGGAUCGCAGCGCCCUGCAACUUGGUAUUGGAAACAUAGGUGCAACUCACUCCAACAGCAGCAUUUCUCUGCAAGCGGGUGGGUCGUCGUUUGGCGGCAGUAAAGACGGCAUGCACCAACGCUCCUUCUCCGUGUCCAGUGCUGACCAAUGGAAUGAAGCCAUCAAUACCAGUACAAGCAGUGGAGCCCCCAAUGGGAUGACUGAUCCUGCUACUUCCAGCAGUGCCACGAGUCCUAAACUUGAGCCUCCUCCCUCGCCGCACGCCAACCGCAAGAAACACAGGCGGAAAAAGAGCACGGGCAUCACAAAGCCGGAUGGCCUAUCAGCGGGCAAUGAUGAGCAAGAAGAUUCCUUUGAGUUCAUCAUUGUGUCAUUGACGGGCCAGACGUGGAACUUCGAAGCAUCUACAUAUGAGGAGAGGGAGCUAUGGGUGCAAGCAAUAGAGAGCCAGAUCUUUGCCAGCCUACAGUCCUGUGAGAGCAUCAAGAACAAGUCUCGGUUAGGCAGCCAAAGUGAUGCAAUGGCCAUUCAGUCCAUACGGAACGUGAGGGGGAACAGCUUCUGUGUGGACUGUGAUGCACCCAACCCAGAUUGGGCCAGUUUGAACCUGGGUGCCUUGAUGUGCAUUGAGUGCUCAGGCAUUCACAGGAACCUGGGCACCCACCUGUCCCGCGUGCGUUCUCUGGACCUGGACGACUGGCCGGUGGAGCUGAGCAUGGUGAUGACAGCAAUCGGCAACACCAUGGCCAACAGCGUAUGGGAGGGCUGUUUGGAGGGAUACACAAAGCCAGGGAGCGACAGCACCAGGGAGGAGAAGGAGCGCUGGAUCAGAGCCAAGUACGAGCAGAAGCUGUUCCUGGUCGGGCUGCCUCAGUCGGAUGUUCCUCUGGGGCAACAGCUGCUCCGGGCAGUGGUGGAGGAUGACUUGAGGCUGGUGGUGCUGUUGCUGGCACACGGCACCAAGGAGGAGGUCAAUGAGACUUACGGUGAUGGAGAUGGACGCACUGCGCUGCACCUCUCGUGUGCCAUGGCCAAUGUUGUCAUCACGCAGCUGCUCAUCUGGUAUGGUGUGGAUGUGAAAAGCCGAGACGCUCGGAACCAAACGCCGCUGUCCUACGCCCGGCGAGCCGGGAGCCAGGAGUGUGCCGACAUCCUGCUGCAACACGGCUGCCCCAACGAUUCCAGCAGCUUAAGCCCCGUCCCCACGUCCAGUGUGAGCCUCCGCAAUCCCAACAUCAACAACAACAACGCCCAGUGUGAGCUCAACCGCAGCAUCAGCAUCAUGUAGAAGCCAGAGAAAAUCUAGCUGCAGACAACAAGAGAAAAGAAAAAAGCACCCAAACAAGAAAAAAGAAAAAAAGCACCCAAACCCGCCCGUGUGUACAUGUACUUCCUCUGUUUCACACUGUGUAACCCAGAAUCGGCACCAAUGGAGAGAUAUCAAGUAUCGAGUUACUGGAGAUAUUCCACUGCGCUGCAAGCUUGGACAUUGUACAUUUUUAAAUAUAUUUUAUUUUUUAUUCCUUUUUUUCCUCCUAAUUUUAUUCAGUCUUGGUCUGAAAUGAUCACGAUCAGCUUUAAGAUUUAUGUUUUUGAAGCCUCAACCAAACAGAUUACUUCCUUCUGCAUUUAUACCAUAUAGAAAAAGCAUAUCCUUAACACCCAAAACAUUUCCUACUAUGUCGUCCUCUUCCCUUUUGUAAUGGGAACAGAGAAAUAUAAUGAGUGUGAGUCAGAAAACGGCUUCAAAUUUUCAAGCUUAAGCAUCAACACGCAGAACAGUAAAAAAGUAGUUUCUACAAGUGAGAAAACACUGACGCAGGGAGAAACUUAAUCUCUCAUAACAGUGACUGUUGCAGCUUUCACAGUGAUGUAUGUCUUCAACACUCUGUCAUAUACAAAAGCAAAGCAAUUAUGGUUAAAGAGGCCAAAUGAUUUCGACACUUAAUUCACAGGGAAAUGGAUUUGGAUCAUCAUAGAAAGAGCUGAUUGCAGAAUUCCUAUUGGGUGAGAGCGAGUCAUUUUCUAUGGCACAAUCUUUCAGUAAACGUGUCCGUGACUAUAAAGGAAUUAAGGGCCAUGAUGUUUUAGGACCAUUAAGUUGCACUGCUUUGUGAGUGUGCCUCUUCAAUCAAAAUUCAUUCAGAUUCAAAGGUUUGAUUGAAACUGUGAACUUCUACCAUUAUGAUCUCUUUGUUAGAGUUAUUAUUUCUUUUAAGAUUGAGUGGAUUAUGUUGGUAAUUGCUUCAGAGAUUCAGUCAGUUUAACAGCACAGAAUUCUGGGAGAUCGGCUGAUAGAUGUAGAACUGGUACUCUAGAGAUCAUAUCCGCUAUUAUUGCUGUGAAAUACAUAUGUGGUGGGGUGUGUGUGCGUGUGUAUGACUGAACAUCUGCUUCAGGGGCAUUUCUGUGGAGAAGUCAUAAACAUUAAGUAAAAAUUUGGGAACAUAACUGGGUUUCAUUGUACAGAUAUCUGUAAAAAGUAGUUCAUGUUCCUUUGCCUUAUUCCUUACGCAAACCGUUUGACCUAGCUCAGACUUGUAGUCUAAAUGAAAAAAAUGACCCCUGUCCUUUUCCUUUAGCAUUUCCUAUCCUUACAUCAUGUGAGCGUAAAAGCUGGGAGACAACAAAAUGUAUUUAUGUGACUGAAGUAAAGGCGGUAAAAGGGAUUACAAUCAGAAAGAGGUUAAUAGAGGGAAGUUUUUUUCAUACAACUGUGCAGUAUUCUACAGAUUUUUUUUCACCUGGUUUUAUCUGGUUUGCAAAUUUGUAAGUAUUUUAUUUUAUUUAAUUUUUUAUUUUUUUGGUUUACAAAGGCAAAAAUAUUUGUUUACAGGGCUAAUAACUACAUUAUACCUUAUCUGCAAUACUCAUGUUGAUGCUUUAUGGAUUUUAACUUUUCCCAAUUUUUUAUAUGGCCAGAAGAGGAUACUUGCAAGACUUAGGAAGGAAUUAUUUGACAUUUUUGUAAAUGUGCUAUUUUUUUUUGUUCAAAGUUGAUGUAGGCAAACAAAAAUAUAAUAAUUAAGAAAUUAUCAAGCUACAUUUUGAGAUGCAAAAAAACAUGCUCAUUCACCAAUACAACCGUGUUAUGUACCGUGUAGUGUCUAAUACAAAUAUGAAGUUGGCAGCAAAGAAUCCUUAACUGGUACCGUUAUCCCUGGAGGAAGCCUGCUGACACUUGAAUCUUGCACUACUUUAGUACAAUGUUUUGAAAGAAUUGAUGGAAAAUAGUCUGUAGCAGAAAUGUCUUCCUUUAAAAUAAAUAGCAUUUGAAUUAGUAGAAAUGUGAACUUGUGAAUUAGAACUUGGAUACUGGUCCAUGUGAGAUCCUCAUAUUAUCUUGACCUUGAGUAAAUUAAUAUUUCUUAACAGCCGAUUGUGUCAUAGUUGCAAACCGAUGAAAGCUGUAGCAGCCUUCUUUUACAGCAGGAAAACUCCGGUCAGUGUGGCAUUUUUCUCUGACAUCUCAACAAAGGCCAUUUAAACCUUAAGAACAGAAUAACUUCAAAUAUUUAGAUGAUUUUUGACACCUUAAUAUAUCAUGACACUGAUAACCAGCACAUACCUGGUAGAAAUGCUGUGAUUGCUGAUAUCACCUGCCACGUUCUAAAACCUGAAAAUUAACCCAAAAAAGAAUUUUUUUCCAGUGUGCUCUUUGACAGCUUGAGGACAAUAAGUCAAGAGUUUAUUGUGUAAUCUUGACUUUGUAGUGCCAAAGUUAGUCUAUCUGUGUCAGCUUUCCCAUUGGAUGAGAUGGUUGUCCUCUUACAUGCAUGUUUAACGACUAAGUGGAUACAUUUGGCUUGGCUUCUUUGGCUUUUGGGUACUAUUUGGGUACUAACUAGAUGCUUUAAUGCUACUGGGUACAUCUUGUGAAAAAGCACAUUUCUGCCAAAAAUGUUAAACAAUUCCUUCAAGACCUCAUAAGUCCACCUGAGUUUUGCUCAAAUUUUCAACUUGUACUGUACUGUGAUAUAAGCCUUAUUUCUGAUCAUUACUUGACCACCUUAUUUCACUGAGACUUUUUCAUGGUUCAGUGGGAUGACAGAAGAGCUCCAUAUGUACAGCAAUUACCCUGAAACCCUAUUUACAUACUGUAGAUGAUAGAAAGAAAAAACACUAGAAUUACCCGCCUGUUUGAAACCAAACAAACAAUAUGAAAUGUAUAUAUUAGCUUAGUGCUUUUAUCGAAAGGAAAGCUCCUCUUGGAGAGACAAACUAAACUGAUUUUGGUCAUCUUGAUCCAUAAGUUGUUUUUGUUUCUCUUUGAACAUAUUUUUUAAGGUCCUUCUGUUUGGGUCUUAACAUAGCCAACCAUCUUUGGUACUUGUGUAUAAUGAUGUACAUUUGACAUAUUUAUAAUGCAGUAUGUAAAUAUCUUUUUGUGUAUUUGUUUUGUUUUGUUUGUUUUAUCUAUUGUAUUUCCUUUUACGUUCAGAACGUGAAACAAAGUAAAAGCUAAAGAGUAACAUGUUGUAUGCUUGGCUGACUCUUGCCCUAUUAAUAAACACUCAAAUAAAACAUUGUAGCCUUCCCCAAAAUUUGGGGAAACUGACACA